AUCGGCCACACGCUACUAUACUGAUUGCUGGUACUUGGUACUUUGGUAGUUUGCAACUAGAUAGAGAAAAAAAGAGAGAGUAGAAUGAACAACACUACCCUGUUGCUGAGACGCUGCUUCUGUUGCACAACAAUUCCUUCUUCUUCAUCAUCUCUCAAAAAGAGGCCUCUUGUUUUCUUGGGUUCCCCUCAGGUGUCUGUAAAAGUUCUUGAUGCUCUCUUCAAUGCAUCCCAAUCUUCAGACUCAUCUUUUGAGGUUGCAGCUAUUGUCACCCAACCGCCUUCUCAGAAGAAUAGGGGUAGAAAGGUGUUGCCUUCUGCUGUUGCACAGCAUGCCCUUGAUAGGGGAUUCUCUUCCGAUCUCAUUUUCACACCCCAGCGUGCCAAUGAGGAAUUGUUUUUGGCCAAUCUAAGGACCCUGGAACCUGAACUCUGUGUUACAGCUGCAUAUGGGAACAUUCUAUCGAGCAAAUUUCUAAACAUUCCAAAGCAAGGCACAGUAAAUAUACACCCAAGUUUGCUUCCCCUUUAUCGUGGUGCUGCUCCUGUUCAAAGAGCAUUGCAGGAUGGUGUGAAGGAAACUGGUGUAUCAUUAGCGUUCACUGUUAGAGCACUGGAUGCUGGGCCUGUCAUCACAUCUCAAAAAAUUGGUGUUGACGAUGAUAGUAAGGCACCAGAUUUACUGGAUACUCUUUUUGAUCUUGGAUCAAAACUUCUAUUGCGCGAGCUUCCUUUUAUACUUGACGGAACAGCAAGAAAUAAAGCGCAACCUCAGGAUGAUUGUAAAGCUACCUUAGCUCCAAAGAUUACUCCCGAAGAAUCAUGGCUAUCAUUUGACGAGGAGGCUACUGUCCUCCAUAAUAAAGUCCGGGCUUUCGCAGGUUGGCCAGGAACUCGAGCUAGAGUUCAAGUUGUGGACGCAUCGAAUGCUCGAGAGAAUAUCCUAGACCUUAAAAUUAUCACAACUAAAGUUUCCAGCAAUUCUAGUGUUGAGAAUGCUAAGGGAGAUUACGUGGCUUUUAGAAAUGGUGCAUUGAUCUUCACGUGUGGUGGAGGCACAGCUUUGGAGGUCCUGGAAGUUCAGCUACCAGGCAAAAAAGUAGUGAAGUCGGCUGCAUUUUGGAAUGGAUUGCGAGGUCAAAAGCUAAAAAACAUUAAAGACAAGGAAGCUGCAAUGUCACAAGCGUAAAAGUGAGUAAGUAAUUGCUUCUUCCAUUCAUUGAAAAGUUCUAGAGAAGAAAUAAGCUUCAUGCAGAAUGCAGAAUUAGUUAUCUACUGAAGUUGAAGAACUAGUUAUAACAACAUGCAGAAUUUCGGCAAGACUGACUGCUCUUCCUGUGCACUAGUAAUUCAUUCUUUUAUUUAUCUACUGACUAUUAUUGUCCAAAUAAAUUUCAUCCACUUAGUAAUGUGUAUUUCUUUUGAACUCCAAUUUAUCUGAUACAUACAUCUGAUACCUGCAGAUUUAUUAUAAUAUGUAACCUAAUAUUUUUAUGAUGAAAAUCUUACUGUGUUGUCUUUUA
Beta vulgaris subsp. vulgaris (sugar beet) is the source of this 1522-nucleotide messenger RNA. RefSeq lists its product as uncharacterized. The record is from RefSeq and is a predicted model, not a curated record. NCBI's taxonomy places the organism in Eukaryota, Viridiplantae, Streptophyta, Magnoliopsida, Caryophyllales, Amaranthaceae. Gene Ontology annotation, biological process: biosynthetic process; conversion of methionyl-tRNA to N-formyl-methionyl-tRNA. Bases 85 to 1188 code for a protein of 367 amino acids. Gene Ontology annotation, molecular function: methionyl-tRNA formyltransferase activity. The transcript is spliced from 11 exons.